Molecule: messenger RNA, 1390 nt
Organism: Papaver somniferum (opium poppy)
Lineage: Eukaryota; Viridiplantae; Streptophyta; Magnoliopsida; Ranunculales; Papaveraceae
Product: F-box/kelch-repeat protein At3g06240-like
Exons: 2
Coding region: 508-1167 (219 amino acids)
Source: RefSeq, a predicted model, not a curated record
CAGAGAGAAGAGAAAGGAAAACUCAUUUACACGGAGUAAAAAUUGAUAGAAAAACCCUAGAAUUUCCCCAAAAUAAACAGUUUUGGACGAAGAAUUUGAUCUGAAGAAUGUUUGGAGGAGGAGGAUCUCUGUUUUCGAAGACUAAGAGUCUACUUGUUCUUAACAAAAAAGAAGCAGCAGUACCACGAAGUCUUCCGGACGAGUUAUAUCAUGAAUUUUUUUUGAGAUUACCAGCGAAAUCAACAUUUACAUUGAAUUUUAUGAUAAAGCUGUUGAAAUGGAGCAUCCUCGCCCAUUUAAUUCUGCAGAGUUAGUUGGUAUUGUGGUUCUUGCAAUGGUUUCGUCUGCUUACUGCUCUGUACGGUUUCUACAGAAUUCUUUAGUCUUUGGAAUCCAGCCACUGGAGACUAUAAAAGGUUACCUGAUCCGCCUUUUAACUUAAAAGAGAAUUUGUUUUGUAACUGGCCAAGAUAUCUUUGUUAUGACUACAAAAAUGAUGAUUACAAGAUGGUUUAUAUUGGAAAUUGCGGUCAGGAUACUUCUAGGUUUCCACUGUAUGUCUACACGUUAAGAUCGAAUUCAUGGAAAACCCUUCAAACUAAACACUAUUCUGGUUGGGUGCUUGUUAAUGGAGCUCUUCAUUGGUUAGCUAAAACCCCCAAAGUUAUUGUUUCUUUUAAUAUUAGCGAUGAGAGAUUUAAAGAAAUACAACUGCCAGGAGAAGUAGUGGAGAAAAUGCACCUCUACCCACUUAUAACUUUGAAAGUAUUGGAAGGGUGCCUUUGUGUAAUUCGUGUGGAGCGUGAUGAAGCAUGGGUGAUGCGGGAAUAUGGAGUUUGGGAAUCUUGGAUGAAACAUGAAAACAAGAUUGCGAGUCGAUAUAAGUACCUAAAGUGGUCUUCUGAGACUGGUGAUUGUCUAAUAUACAGUGAAGGCACUGAUUUAGUUUUAUAUGGCCCGAAGCAUUUGAGUGCUACACGACUAAAGAUUGGUGGUUUAGAGAUCACAAUUGUGGAUAGUUACGUUGAAAGCCUAGUUUCUCUCAACACCGGUACUUACUUGGGGAGAACGAAGGUGAUUACACGAAGAAUAAACAUAUGGAGAAAAAGGAGUGAACUGCUAUUAGUCGUCCUUGUAAUGGAUUUUCUGUUGUGGCGGAUGUGGUGAACAACUGUUUCAGUUUACACUGAAAAGUGAAAAAGUAAGAAAGGAUAAAUGAGGUAAAAAGUUACUCUCUCAGCAUAAGUAAUUUAUAUGUUUUGCACUUUUGCGCUAUUUUGGGAAUCUUUUUUGGUAUAACUAAACCAUGUAAUGGGAUUGAAAACUGUGUUCUGUAUCCAGCUUAGAGCAAAACAAUUCUCGUAUAGAGUUCUGGUUAACUUUUUUGUCA